CGCAGAUUUGAGAUAUCAAAGGUACGUAGCGAUAUAGAUACCUGAGGAUCCGGUCUGACGGACUCUCUUUCUGUGCAUGGGAUUUCAUUGGUCAAUUUCCUGACCGGCGAAGAGUCUUUCUUACCCACCGUCAAACCGAUAGAGCCAUCCACCGGCAAAACCAAAAUUUUCAACACCGGGGAUAACUCAACACUGGCCACAACUAUUAGGAACUUAGCCCUCACAGAAAAUAGUAUUUAUGAGACUCGUGCCAUAAUGGGUUAUUCCAACGAUCCAAAAGACCACUGCAACUGGGUCGAGCUUGAGAAACCGGACCGACAGAAACAAGCCCUAGUAGGUCACUGCUUGGUGAGCAAUGCGGCACGUCAAAUGCAGACUAACAAGUUGCAUGCAAAAUAUUCACGAUACCAAAAUGAACCCAAACACGAAACACGACGAGAAAUCGCAGGUGGCCUGCAGCGGGUCUGCAAUGGCAGGUUUGUCAGUGUCGACUCCUCGUACGGAACCUGGUGCUUUGCCCUCAUCUGCACUGUCAUCAAUCCACAUCGAAAGAUCAGAGUCACGCGCACUCGGUGUGUCACACAUGAUGGCCCAGUACUUGGACGACAAGACACUUGUUCCUGUAACGGAGCGCUUGAUAUCAGACAAGGUUCUGUGACCUACACCUCGAGGUACGGACUGUUUCAGCGAUUUCAUGAAGCUGUGGGGGAUUAAAACGUAGUAAAGGAUCACACAUCAGCCUGAGAAAUAGGUUUUAUGGUAACAGGUAGUGCAGCAUCCAUAGCAAGCUAAAUCUAGCCUCAUUCAUUUGAA
Molecule: messenger RNA, 813 nt
Organism: Ilyonectria robusta
Lineage: Eukaryota; Fungi; Ascomycota; Sordariomycetes; Hypocreales; Nectriaceae
Exons: 2
Coding region: 256-714 (152 amino acids)
Source: RefSeq, a predicted model, not a curated record